CGGGAAAGUUAUGCGAUGGAAUUUCAUCGAAACACAUAGAAAGUCAGUACUAGUCAGUGGGGGGUGACUCGAACAUGGGCUGCACAGAUCAAGUCGACACGCUGGCCUAAACAAGCUCGAGCGAGCUUAGAAUUUUCCUGCAGGCAACUAAUCGACAGCCCGAGAGGAUUAGUCAUGCAGUAAGAUGAUUUACGAAAUUGAACUUCAAGUCAAGGAAUUCAUGAAGUUAUUGAAUCACCUCCCCCUUCACUCCAUCCCCUCCCUCCUCCUUACCCGCAGAGGUUCAGUCCAGCAAUGCGCUCACGCUGGUUGUCUCUUAUCACCAUUGCACCUCUUCUCGCCAUCGUCCUCGUAGGACCCCUAUCAGUAUUAGCAGUCCCUGUGGUGGACCUUGAACUAGGGGAGGCACAUCCCAAAUCCUCUCGCGCGCAAUCCAUAGCAUCGUCAGGAAACUUCCUUGUUUUCAGACGUGACGAUGAUCACUCGCAUAUGCAUCACGGCGCACCUCUGACUGAGCUGAAUGAGACCGCAAUAAUCGAGUGGCAUCUUCCCACUCCCCCCUCUUACUGGUCUAUCGAUAUCGAGGAUCGUGACCCAUCGGUACCCCGUUACCCUGCACUCAUUGCCUUACAUGUCAUCUUCAUGAUCCUCGCCUUCUUUGUCGCCUUGCCUGUUGGAAUAGCGAUGCGUGCUGUAAAGCAUUCAUGGCACGGACUUGUCGUAGUCGCAUUCUACAUCUUGUGCGCACUUGGGUGUGCUUCCAGUACAUUGUACAAGAAGUUGACACCUGAUAUGUACGAGGGGUCAACCCAUGCCUCUCAUGGUUACUUGGUCCUAAUCUUAAGUUUAUGCCUCUCUGCGGUCGACAUCACACGCUUUUUCGUUCGUCUAUAUGCGUUCAUAAGGAGCAGAAGCAAGUUCGCCUUGAAACCAUUCUGGCGGAAUAUCGUUUUGGGACGUAAUGAAGUCUACGACGUCACAGCCAAGUACACUGGCUUGGACAUGGAGGAACCUCGAGAAUUCGAAGUGGCCGAAAUGAAACCUCUGAGGCCCGCUGAAACCAGGCAACCUUUUCAUGUGCGACGGAAUCAACCCAUUGCAACUACCCAGGCCCAAGAUUUGUAUGAUGCCGUCGACGAUGAAACAGCACCAUGGGUCAACAAUUCUCAACUCGGAAGUAGUCAUUAUACGCAGUCGAACUUGUCGGAGAGGAUCGUGUUUGAAGCCGAUUCUCCGCAGGGUUCUAGGCACUCUGAUGACACCUUGCAUGAUUUCAAGCUUCCCGAUCUUAUUGAACCGCAAGCUCCCCUCAUCCGACGCAUUGGUCAAGGAGCGUUUGCUACGCUUGAGAGAGCAUUGGUUUUUGCAGCCUUCGGUAUGACGCUGUCAGGUAUCGUCGUAUACACCGGUGGCUGCCGCGAAAGCUACAUAAACGGCUGUCUUGCACAUCUAAUCAAGGGUGGCAUUUUCUGGUGUUAUGGCUUGGUUACAUUUGCUCGGUACCUUGGAUCUUUCUCUGAGCGGGGGUGGGCCUGGAAUAUCUCGCCAACUGGUGAACAUGUUUCUGCUGAAUUUGUGGAGUCGUUAGUCAUUUUCCUCUAUGGCAUCACCAAUACUUGGAUGGAACGUUUUGGCGUUCACUCUGGUGACCCUUACACUACCAAGCAAGUGCAGCAUAUCAGCAUUGCUGUCAUGUUUUGGUUUGCCGGACUCGUUGGGAUGGGAAUAGAAUCCAAGCGUGUUCGCCGCUGGCUCGCAGCGCCUGCUUUAGCUGCCCUCGGCCCAGCAGAAACUUCUGAGCCCCCUAGCUACCGUGGUAGCUUCAACCCUUUCCCUGCUCUCGUCAUUGGCGUCACCGGUGCUGCAAUGAGCGCUCACGCCCAGACUUACCUCUUCCAGGUACAGAUACACGAACUAUGGGGACAGCUCCUUUUGGGAUUCUCGGUUCUAAGGUGCUUGACCUACUUUUUCGUCUGGCUUGGCCCGCCCCGCUCUAUCCUUCCCUCUCGACCGCCGACGGAAGCUCUCGGAAGCUUCUUCCUCGCAUGCGGUGGUUUGAUGUUUAUAUUCAGCACAGAAGAAGUAACCAUUGCCGCUAUGCGGAAAGGGCGUGAUGAUAUGAUGAUGUUCCUCAACGUUGCUGUUGCUAUCACAUGCUUCGCGUUCUGCUGGACCUUCUCCAUCGUUGCGAUGAAAGGAUGGCUUAGAUCCCGAAUCAGUCCCCGCUACCCGUUCUCAGUUCCAUGAUCAGGAGAAAUCCUCUUGUCAUCAGCGUUUAGACGUCAACAUUAACACACGGGACCUCGUUUCAAUCGAUGUUCAUAUUCGCCCACAUUUACAGUAGUUGAUAAUCGUGCUAUAUUCAUGGUCUUGUAACAAUAAUCGCUAUUCCCUUACGUAUUUUAUGAUGAUCUAUGUAGUACGACGAAAUGUCGAUAUCAAGUUUCUCUUACACAAUUGCAC
Messenger RNA from Suillus clintonianus, 2463 nucleotides. RefSeq lists its product as uncharacterized. The transcript is spliced from 8 exons. The record is from RefSeq and is a predicted model, not a curated record. Bases 295 to 2247 code for a protein of 650 amino acids. NCBI's taxonomy places the organism in Eukaryota, Fungi, Basidiomycota, Agaricomycetes, Boletales, Suillaceae.